Messenger RNA from Fibroporia radiculosa, 312 nucleotides. RefSeq lists its product as uncharacterized. Gene Ontology annotation, molecular function: structural constituent of chromatin; protein heterodimerization activity; DNA binding. Bases 1 to 312 code for a protein of 103 amino acids. Gene Ontology annotation, cellular component: nucleosome. Gene Ontology annotation, biological process: nucleosome assembly. Lineage: Eukaryota; Fungi; Basidiomycota; Agaricomycetes; Polyporales; Fibroporiaceae. The transcript has 4 exons. The record is from RefSeq and is a predicted model, not a curated record.
AUGUCUGGCCGUGGAAAAGGUGGAAAGGGUCUCGGAAAAGGUGGUGCUAAGCGUCACCGUAAGAUCCUUCGCGACAACAUUCAGGGUAUCACUAAACCCGCUAUUCGUCGAUUGGCCCGUCGUGGUGGUGUAAAGCGUAUCUCCGGUCUCAUUUAUGAAGAGACCCGUGGUGUUCUCAAGAUCUUCCUCGAAAAUGUCAUCCGUGAUUCAGUAACAUAUACUGAACACGCCAAGCGGAAAACUGUCACCGCUCUUGAUGUAGUUUAUGCUCUAAAGCGAUCAGGGAGGACCCUAUAUGGUUUCGGUGCAUAG